Trichobilharzia regenti is the source of this 3237-nucleotide messenger RNA. Lineage: Eukaryota; Metazoa; Platyhelminthes; Trematoda; Strigeidida; Schistosomatidae. The record is from the annotation of a GenBank genome assembly.
AUGAAAAUGACAAGUUUUUCAAUGCAUGAAGACGGAAAUAAUCAAGAUGUAUUAGAAUUUGAAAAUAAUCUUGAAAGAAUUUCUCGUGAUUUAGUCACAGACAUUUUAACACGUGCUAGAUGUAUGAUUGCAUAUGAAUCACCUGUAGUCGAACGGAAUAAGUAUGAACUGGCACCACAAUCUUUAACAUUACCAACACCACAAUUGUUAUCGCCUAUUGAAUCAUCUUGUCCCAAGAAAGAUAAUGAUUUAGACGAGUGUGCUGACUCAUGCCUUAUUUCUCCAACAAAUCAAACAUCUGUUACAAAUGAGGAUAUACAAACUCCAAAUACUACUAAGGAAGACUAUAAAAUAACUCCAACUGAAGAUUUAAAUAAUGAACUGACAUCAUCUGAGAGAAAACUAACUGAACAAUACUCAAUAGAAUUUGAUUUUCGUUCCAAUGUUUUGAAUGAUUUUAGAGGUAUUGGAGUCGGUUCAGCUACACCGGAUACUCCACGUCAAACAGAUUGUCAAUGGAAGUCAAGUACAGAGGCAGCGGCAACGAAAAGUAGUAUCUGCACCCCAUUAUAUUGCCAUACAAAUACAAAUAAACCGAUUUAUUUAAGAGAAGUAUCUCCGUCACCACCAACUGUUUCAUCCACUAUGAUAGAAUAUAACUCAAAUGAUUUAUCCAAAGAAACUAUUUUGAAUCCCGUCAAUGAGUGUCCAGCAACUUGUAGAAUGUUGACAUACAGACAAGAUUCGCCAACAAUUAUAAACACAAUUGAUAUAGAAGAAAAGCUGAAACCAUUUAGUUCACCAUUACCAAUAUAUGUACCUUCUACAGCAUGUACGCGUAUACUGAAAUCUUCUGAUAUUAAAACUCUUACAAAUAAUUACAACCCAUUACUGAAUAGAAUCAGAGAUACGGAUAACAUGUCUAUAGAUUUAUCUCAUCAUGACAAAAAUUCUUUGGAAACAUCCAGCACUAGCUCUAAUAAUGAAAACUACAUAACUUACUCAAAACAAAAAAUCAAACCGAAUAUACCACGUUUACAUUUGCCACUAAGCCCCAAGUUGAAAUCCUCAUCUACACAUGACCGAAUAAGGAAACGAGAUCCAUCAUUAAGGUUAAAUAACACUGGAAAUAAUAAAACGCCUAUUCCACAGAUUGCUAAGUCUACAAGUUCAUCAUUAUGUUGGUGGGAACCAUUGAAUUGUACUGAUGUAAAUUGUAUACGAACAAAGAUGACAACAAUAGCAGAAUCACCACAGUACAAGGAUAAAUUCUACCUGCCUGAACCGAAUCCAGAAGUGAUUCGACACUAUCAUUAUUUAUGUGAUCAGCAAGCAAUGAAAGAAGCUCUACUUAUUAAAGCAAUAAAAGAGGCUGAAAAUAAAGCAAAAUAUGAUAAAAUAGCACAUUAUGCGUUAUUAAGACAAAAAUCAAGAAACAAUAAACAUAAUUAUCAUCAAAAACAAAUUAGAUUUCUAAACUCUCACCAGUCAAGGAAAGAUGACCUUAAAAUAAAUCAAUUCAAUGGAGUUAACAACAAAUGUAACAACAGAUUGAAUUUAACUAGACCUGAAAAUUUUAUCCACUUAUUACAAAAAGAAAAUAAACCAAAGGAUAAUUUUUCACAAUUUUCAAAUGAGGAAGACUCAGAUUUAACUGUCAAAAAGUCAUGCAUACAACGUUCAGUGCUGAGUAGUACAAGUCAGAAUUUACAGCCAACAAAAUCCAAAUCACGUUCAACUAGUCGAGUUCGUAGUUCUUUAAAAUUAAGAAAUAAAAGUAAUGAGAGAAGUGAUUGUAAUCACACUAGUCACAAUAACAGUAGUAACACCAAUAAUAUUAAUAAUAAUAAUACACAUUUUAAUCUUCAUGAAAGAAAACUUCAAAGUCCGAAAAAUCGAAGAACUCGUAUCGGUCAAUCUCCAGCUAGAAGUAAAAGUAGCUUCUUCAAAGGUGAAAAUUACACUAGACCUAUUCAUUCGCCAGUCAGCUACUAUCUAGAUCUUGAUGAUAAAGUGGACUAUGGUCGAAAUUAUGCAGAUUAUCAAUCUAAAUUUAGUCCUGUGAACGCGGGGAGUUGUGACUCACCAGUAAAUUAUAAUUCUUUGGAUGCAAGUAAUCUGCAUAAAAAGAAUCAUUUAUCGGAACAACAAAAACAAGGAAGUGAAAGAAAUUCAAGAGACCAUGAUUUAUACUGCAAAAAAUCUCAAUCACUUCGAAAAAAUUUGUAUCCAGUCCGUUCAAAAUCACCAUGCCACCGACAAUCAGAUAUAUCUUCUGGAUCGUUGGAUAGAUUAAGAAAACGAUGUCGUUCAAUAGAAAGGGAAUUGAGUUCAGUUGAAAGAGAACAAUUUGGACAGAGUUUAGGAAAUCCACCGGUAGGUGAUCCAAGAGUUGACGCCUUAACAUCAGCCAACAGGAUAUUACGCCAAAGACUGCACGAUAUACAGAAGUUGCAGGAAAGUAGAGAGCCUGCACUAAACAAAGCUCAUACUAUGGUUAAUGGUUUAUUAAACAAACAACACAAACAAGCUUCGAUAAUACAUGAAGGUACACGGGAUUAUACACAGUCGCCACCUACCUCAUAUACAAAUAAUAACCAUCAUUACCAUGACAAUAAUGGUACAGACAGUGUUUACACUGCUAAAGCUUAUAAACCAUUGGAAGAAGAUAAUGUUUCGGAUUUGCCUGCUUAUACACCGACUAAGUUUGGUCGUCUUCCAGAGAACAUUGGAUCAGACUAUUAUUAUGAAAAAGAACAUGAGCGAAAGUCUUGCAAUGGCAGUGAUUAUCGUAGUAAUUUAUUAAAUCAUCGAAAAAACUUGAAUCCACGAGUUAAUUCAACUCAUAUUCUAUUGGAAAGAUUACGUUCAGAUUAUGCAGACUUAGCAAAUAGUGUCUAUCGUAUUGAAGAAAAAGCUCGAGAUGCUGCUUCUUCUGUACAGUCAUUACUGAGACAGUUUCAGAUGGGUUUUAUGGAUACUAUUGGCACAAAUCCCGUUAAUCAGAUGCCAAGUGAUGAUAUAUGCGAGCCUUUCAGCAGAGUACCAAAUACCAAUCAGCUAUUUGAUAAGUCUGUUACAUUAAGAUUACAAAAAGCCAGAGAUACACUGGAUCAAUUGAAAUCUGACCCAGUCCGGUCUUCGUUAAAUCAUUAUCGUCAGUCAGAUUUCACUAUCCCAUCAACUGCAACAGGAAUAAUAGGUGGAACAACAACAUCGCAACAGGUUCUGGUAUGA